This is a messenger RNA of Cricetulus griseus (Chinese hamster), 2724 nucleotides long. The record is from RefSeq and is a predicted model, not a curated record. Lineage: Eukaryota; Metazoa; Chordata; Mammalia; Rodentia; Cricetidae.
CCUUAGGCAGAGGCGCUGAGAGGAGAGCGACUACGUUUUAGAAACGUGGCCUUAGGAAGGAGGAUGAGGCCCCCAGAUGCCGGAGCAUCCAUACUCCCGCUAAACGAAGCACGCGGCCCAGAAACUGACCGACCAGAGGACAAAGGGAACUGCGGGCCGUCCAAGUGUAGUGGGUGGCGUGGGGCAUGCUGGGAGGCGUGGUCCCUGUGCCUGGAGGACUCUGGAUGGUGUAGUCCCGGCGCCUGCUGGGGCUGGGGAGGGGGUGUCUCUCCCCAGCUGGUGGCUGGAGCAGCUCCUUGUUCUUUGGUGGCGUUGUACCUCCUGCUGGGGAGAACACUUUUGGGCUCCUGACUGCCCAGCUUCAGAUGUACUUUCAAGAUUCUGUCCUUCUUUGGAAAGGCUGGGAAAGGUGACUCCAGAGUCCCAGAGAGCCAAGGAAAUAGUGGUGCGGGGUCUAAUUGUGUGUGCCACCACUCCUGGCCAUUGUGGGAUCAUCAAAAGGGUGAAAGGAGAGGCAUUCGAGGAAAUAAUGGCCCCAUGUUUGAUGGAUGACAUGAAUAUGAACAGACAAGGAGCUCAGCAAAGUACAAGGUACACAUGGCAUUCAGAGAUGUGGCUGUGGAUUUCUCCCAGGAGGAGUGGAGCCUGCUGAGCCCUGCUCAGAGGUCCCUGUACAGAGAAGUGAUGCUGGAGAAUUACAGCAACCUGGUGUCUCUGGGAAUUCCAUUUUCAAAACCAAAACUCAUCACCCAGCUAGAGCAAGGGAAAGAAACAUGGCAAGAGGAGAGGAAAUGUCCACAGGUGGCUUGUCAAGCACAGGCAAAGCUGGAACUCUGCCCCAGUCCUGUCUGCCCUCCAGAUCCCACCAAUCAGAAACUCCCAGGGCAGCAUGGACUGAGUGAUCGUACCCCAUGGAUCUUCACAUGCCUGUGUGCAAAGCAUCACGUUGACGAAGGGGACUCCUGUCAUGGGGCCCAGGAAGAGCAGCAGCAAGCCUCUAAUAGGAACUCCUGCAGAGAUAAACCAGAAGGUGGAGAGCGAGAAGGUGCCAGGCCUUCAUCGAGGAGGAUAAAGAAAAGGAGUUUGGGAGCCCUCUCCAGGGCACCCCAAAGGCAGCCAGUCAGCUCUCGGAAUGGCAUCAGUAGGGUAGGGAUGGAGGCUAGCCCAGCUCAAGCUGGGAGCACUGAAGAACCCGAAAAGUUGCUGAAGCAAAUAGAAUUCUUGGGAUUUGGAACUGUCAACUGUGGAGAGUGUGGGCUGGGCUUCCGCAAGAUGACAAACCUGCUUAGUCACCAGAGGAUCCAUUCAGGAGAGAAGCCGUAUGUGUGUGGGGUGUGUGAGAAGGGCUUCAGCCUAAAGAAGAGCCUUGCCAGACACCAGAAGGCACACUCUGAGGAAAAACCCAUUGUGUGCAGGGAGUGUGGGCGAGGUUUUAACCGGAAGUCAACACUCAUCAUUCAUGAGAGGACACACUCGGGUGAGAAGCCUUACACAUGCAGUGAGUGUGGACGAGGCUUUAGCCAGAAGUCCAACCUCAUCAUCCAUCGGAGGACUCACUCAGGGGAGAAGCCUUACGUAUGCAGGGAGUGUGGCAAAGGUUUUAGUCAGAAGUCAGCUGUUGUGAGACACCAGAGGACGCACUUAGAGGAGAAGAGCAUUGUGUGCAGUGACUGUGGCCUGGGUUUCAGCGACAGGUCAAACCUCAUCUCCCACCAACGGACACACUCAGGGGCAAAGCCGUAUGCCUGCAAGGAGUGCGGGCAGUGCUUCAGGCAGAGGACAACCCUUGUCAAUCACCAGAGGACUCACUCAAAGGAGAAGCCUUAUGUGUGUGGCGUCUGUGGGCACAGCUUUAGCCAGAAUUCAACGCUCAUCUCCCACAGGAGGACGCACACUGGGGAGAAGCCGUUUGUGUGUGGGGUAUGUGGGCGACGCUUCAGUUUAAAGUCCCACCUCAACAGACACCAGAACAUUCACUCAGGGGAGAAGCCCAUUGUGUGCAAGGAUUGUGGUCGAGGCUUCAGCCAGCAGUCAAACCUCAUCAGGCACCAGAGGACACACUCCGGCGAGAAGCCCAUGGUGUGUGAGGAAUGUGGACGAGGUUUCAGCCAGAAGUCAAACCUCAUCGCACACCAGAGGAUCCACUCAGGAGAAAAGCCUUAUGUGUGCCGAGACUGUGGGCGAGGCUUCAGUCACCAGGCAGGGCUCAUCAGACACAAGAGGAAGCACUCGAGGGAGAAGCCAUACGUGUGCAGGCAGUGUGGACUGGGCUUUACCAACAAGCCAGCUCUGAUCACACAUAAGCGGGCACACUUUGAAGAGAGGCUCUGUGUGUGCGGGGAGUGUGGCCAAAGCUUUAUCCACAAGUCCCACCUCGCCUUACACCAGACGACACACCAGCGGGAGAAGACUUACACCUGCAGGACCUGUGGACAAGGCUUUAGACAAAGGUCUCACCUUAGCAGACACAGGAAGAAGAAAUGUGCCCACCACAAACUGCCCCUGCAGCCUGACCCUGAAGCCUGUUUGGGGCAGUCGUCUGACCCCUUCUAUUCUCUUUGAAAAGGAAGAUGAUGGAAAGGAUUCAUUGUCAAAAAUUCUUACACUUCCAUGAAGUAGAAAAAUGCACUUCAGAAAACCUAUGGACAGUAACUUAGCCUACUUCCUUUCCAGUCUCAUGUUGUGUGGCCUUUUGUCUAGUAAAAUUUGCUUCUUUACAAAUUU